Messenger RNA from Zonotrichia albicollis (white-throated sparrow), 6572 nucleotides. The record is from RefSeq and is a predicted model, not a curated record. NCBI's taxonomy places the organism in Eukaryota, Metazoa, Chordata, Aves, Passeriformes, Passerellidae.
UGUGGGGGACGCGAACCUUCAGCUUCCUUUGGAACGGCAAUGACGCCCCUCAGGGCUCCCUCGGGAAGGGCCUUUGAAGUACAUCCUUCCUUCUUCCAGAACAUGCAAUUCCUAGCAGCUCCUUCGAGAGGACACUGGAACCUCCCGAGCUCCUCUGACCUCUGGGGAAUGGGCAGGCUGAAGGGAAGAGGAUGAGGAGGAAGUCUGGCCCAUCAAGGCUGGCCAGGAGCUGCAGACACAGUGUCUGGGCUUGUGUCCAGCUGUGUCUGCACCCCAGUACUGUCGGUACCAGAGCCCUGGAGCAUCCUCUGUCAGACCCGUUGGCUGUCUGGGGUGCUUAGGAAGGCACUUCUGGCUUCCCUCACCCAGGGGUUUCUGAGGAUGUGGAGAGGGGGGGGAUUACUGCAGGUGCAAGAGACUGGGUUUGGGCUUGGUGUCUGCACAUGUUCAGUUGGCAGGUGAGGUGAAGAGCUGCAUUUUGGUUGUACCUGUGGCUUUUCAGUGCCAUGAGAACAGGCUGGGAUGCUGCAGUUCCAGCUCCAGGUGGGAAAUUUCCCACCUUUCCCUGCUAUGCAUUUCCAGUAGAACUUUUCCUCCAGUAGCAGUAGAUAAGGUUUUGCUUAAGUUGAAAAAGGCCUUUUGGUGCACUUGAGGUGAGCUGGGACCUCAGCCAGGUGUAGAUUGCAGACUGCUUUGAGUGCUGCCCAUAAGGUGAGUUGGAAACCUCAUGGAUUUGUUUCUCUUUCUUCACAGAGCCUUCAGCUACGCCUGAGGCCUCUGUGCCAUGGAGGAGUCAAGGUUACACAUGGAUCUUGAUUGUUGCAGGGCUCCUGAUUAUCCUGGUAGUGGCAAGUUCUGUUGCUGCGUGGGGUCUGUCCAGAGCAAAACGCAGAUCUGACACCUGCAGUCUAGAAAAAGCCUCCAGGGAGCAGCUGAUGCCUGGCAAGGGCCAGAAAGGCUCCUUGCCCUGAAGGGGAUCCUUAUCCCAAGGUGAUAAGGUGAGACUAGCCUGGUCUGUCCCCUGCUCACCACAGAGCCUGACUGAAUUGGACAUCAGCUCUCAAAUCUGGCUUGUUACACUGGAAUACCAAGAGGAUACUCCCUUUAUGAGUGGUUCUUAGACUGUAGGACUGCCUUGGCUCCAGAAAUAGCACAGGACCUUCCCUGGCACUGUCCAUCAGCCCCCCCAAAGGUGUCAGAAAUGCCUUCACUGUUCUGCAUGACAGUUGUUACUGCUGAUGCCCACCACUGUGGCCUUGGACUCAAAGAUGUUUUUCUCCUUGAAAUGCCACAUGCUCUUCAACUGUCUCCUUCCACUUCCAGCCAAGAGCCUUUUGUCAUCCGUCCCAUUCUUCCCCCUGGAUUUUGUCAGAGAACAGGAACUUUCUCACCUAUUUCCAAAGGCACUCACUGGCUGCACAGGUCAGACAAAUACUCCAUGUUUGCACUACUGUUUGAUGCUGCUCAGUCCCCUGCACGAGAGGCUUUUCCUGACAGUGCCACCGUGGGGGUGACAGUUGCUCUGGCCUUGCUGUGCUCUCACCUGAGCCCAUGUCGGGCAAGGCGCUCCUGGGCCCUGGGCUGGCAGCUCCUUUCACACUCCCUUCUUCCACAUUUUCAUGCUUGGCAGACCCGCUCUGCCCACCCCAGUGCUGAGUGCUGCAUGGGGCUUCUCUUAACACUCUUAAUGGCAUCUCCUUAGAAGUGUUCUGACAUGAGUGGUGUCCCUCAGGGUCCGUACUGGGACCAGUGCCAUUCCGGGUUUUCAUCAGCACGUAGAGUGAGAUCAGGUGGACCCUCUCUCAGAGGAGAUCCCAGUGUGAGGAUGAGACCAGGCUGAGGAGUGAGCUGGGGAGGGGGAUGUCAUCUGGAGGGACCUUCAGGCCCACAGGAACCUCAUGAAGUUUGAUGCGUUUGCACUUUUGUUAGGGCAAACCCUGGACAAGAGAUGGCUCCGGGGAGCUUUGUUGUGUCUUGUCCAUGUCUAAAGGGGGGAUUGUAAGAAAGAUGGAGAGAGGCUUUUCACCAAGGCCUGUAAGGACCAGGGGCAGCAGGUACAAACUGACAGAGGCCUAGGUAGGACACAAAGGAGGGUUUUAUGGCGAUGCCCUGGCUCAGGUUGCCCAGAGCAGCUGCGACUGCCUCAUCCCUGGGACCAAGCUGGACAGGGCUCUGAGCAUCUUGGUCUAGUGGAGGUGUCCCUGGAAGUAAGCCAUGUCCUUGGCCAGGGCUCCACGUGCCACUCACACAGUGUCUGACCCAAGGACUGAUGCUGUGUAUCUCAGAACUGACUGUGCAGGGGCAGAUUAGUGCCCAGUGCCUCUGGUUCAGCAUUGGCCACGUGUACCUUGCACAAGUGAUCACUGAGAGCGCCAAGCUGCUGCCUUGACUGCUGACCUCUGUGCCUUGAAGGUGGGAGCUUGGCUUGCCAAGCAGACACCAGUCACCAGCCUUGGAGUAGGAGUCUUCCGCUCCUGGAUAGUGUGAGUGCUGCCAUACCCCAGGGGAGUAACUUCUAUAUGUGGUGUGGAGUCCUGAGUUAUUCCAGGGCUGCUAUUUUUAGUACCAAGGAGUCAUUUGCAAGGGCACACACAACCUUCUGUUUCCAGGGACAGACAGAGAUAGCUGUGGUGACUGACAGAGGAGAAUAAAGAAUGUAAAAUUAACAGUUUCUGGAGUUUUUAUUUUUCCUGGAUAUUGGGCAUUUGCAUGGAUUCUGUAUUUGGGAGGCCGGGGGCUGUAUGACCUUUGGAUCGUCACAUCGUGGGAAAGAGGGCUUGGGGUGGGUGGGCUGGCAUGGGGUGCAGUGAGGAGGCCAUUGCUGCUGUGCCUGCCUGGGACAGAUGUGACUCCAGCAAACACCAGCUGUAGCAGAGAAAAUGAAAUACAGGAACAAAGCAAACAGAGAGGGUGGGGACAGAAAGAACAGAUGCCACAGAGGCACCUCUGCUGCUACUGCUGAACUGUGGACAAGCAGGGAGCUCAGCCAAAAACAAGGUGAAAAAAGUGCCUGAACUUGUCCCUUCUUUGCCAGAUCAGAACACGAAGUGGGAGCACUGCAGGGCAGGAAGGGCUCCAGGAGUCCUGGCAGGACUGGGCUGAGCUGGGGCCAGUUGAAGCGCUGGUGCUGGCAGGGCCAUGUGGCCAAGGUCAGCUGUCACCAGCCGGUCCCAGAUCGUGCUCUGAGCUGCAGUGCCGAGCCCAGCCCGGCUGCUCUGUGGUACAAGGCAGAGUGUUCCUCCCUGCCAUGGGGACUGAGGCCCUGGGGCAAACUCACAAGACAUUGCAGGUCUUACUUUCUGCUCGCUGAGAUGAGUGCUUCAGGGGUGAAAGAAAAACAUUUUAUGGAUUUGUGCCAAAACUCGGGGCUGUGUUUCUGACAGCAAUUUCCCUUCCUCUGUCCGGUGCUGGAAUUGUUUUUGUUGUUCUAAUCCCCAGGCUCAGAGACUUCAAUUGUAGUGGAGCCCAAGCUGCUUUUCAGGCCAGGAGCAUCUUUGUGCUCCAUGUCUCUGUAUUUAAUUAGACCAGUUCAUGGAGAUCAGUGUGAUGUUUUACAUGUUGAAGUAGGGUCAUGUUUCAGGAUAAGGCCUCAAAGAUCAGCCUGCUGAAUUUUGGUUCCCCUUUUACUUGCAAAUCCAAAGGAUUAUUUCCUCCCUUUCAGUUCCAAUACUUCAGAGGAACUUUUACUGCCUACUUGCAUUUCCAGUGUCCUGUUCCCUGUUCCUGUCCCUGCCUGGGUGAGUCGUGCAGCUGAAGGCUGAUGUGAUGGCACAAGGCAGAGACACAGCAGCAGCUUGUCCCUCAGGGAAUCUUCUCGGACACUGUGGAGGUGGAAGUGGUGCCUUCACCUCAUCCCCUCUAAAUCUGCACUGUGGGACUUGAGGGAUGAGCUGAGAGGUCAUGACCAUCUCCCUUUCCUGGCUGUGACAGCUGACAGCCGGGGCAGCUGCAUUAGCCUUUAACGAAGGGCUGGUGCCAAGAGCAGCAUCUGGUGUGGGGACACAAAGCCAGUACAAAUCCUGCAUGUCUGCACCUUCCUGUCCCAUCAACAGGGGGUAAAUUGAGGCAAGUUUGUGCUGUUUCCAGUUUGCUGUCAUGGAUGUCCUUCCAGGACACAGCAUCCAGCAAAUGCAAGCAGCUAACAAGAACAGAAUAAGGGAAAAGAGAAGUGCAGUGCUAGAAAUAGUUCCUUACAUAAAGCACUAGUGCCUCAAUCUCAUUAGUGUCUUAAGGAGCGGGCGCUUGGCCGCCUCCGAGUGCUCCGAUGCAAACCCCAAUCAGAUCAGCAAUCGGCUUUGGGACCCCGGCAGGUGCCACGUGGCACUGGGACACAGCUGUGCCCCUCUCGCUGCCCCAAGCCUGCAGCACCGUCCCAGUCAGCGUGUGGCCAUGGGAGCGUUCCCAUGAAGGCAGAGCUGCUGUCCUGUGGCCGGGAGCAGGAGUCACCGCUGCGGGAGGCCGGGCACCAUGAGGCAGCAGCGCGCCCGGCGCGCGAGUCUCGCGGCCAGCCUCAAGAUCGGGGACCACCGGGGCCGCUGCCGGAGCCCGGAGGAAGAGGAAUCCUACAUUCCAUUUGCACAGGAUAGCCUGGUAAGGCAAUGGAACUCCAUGCAGAAUGUGGCAGAUGGUAGUCAGGAGAAGAGCCAGACUCCCAUUCAAAGGAACAAGUAUCUGCUCAACAUUAAUGUGGGUGGCAAAUUGUUCCAGAUAGCUUACAAGGUACUUGCCCAAUACCCCAUCACCCGGCUUGGGAAGCUGGCGCUCUAUACAGACCCCGUGAAGAAGCUGCAGCUCUGUGAUGAUUACUUGGUGCAGAAAAAUGAGUACUUCUUUGAUAGAGAUCCUUCAAUUUUCCACUACAUCUUCCACUUCUACCGCAGUGGGGUCCUGUGGGUGAUGGAUGAGAUGUGCCCCAGUAACUUUGUGGAGGAAAUCGAGUACUGGGGAAUCCAUUUGAAAUACUCCCAACGCUGCUGCCGGAUCCUGUUAGAGGAAAAGCGAGAUGAACUCAGUGAGUACCUGAAAAUAGAGAAGGAACUGGAGGCAGAACUGGAGCCCCUGGAGUCAGGGACGCAGUUUGAUGGCAAGUUUCUGGGUCGGUUUCGGAAGAUGGUCUGGAACCUCAUUGAGAACCCGUACUCUUCUGUCCCAGCCAAGAUCAUUGCUGUCAUGUCGAGCUUCUUUGUGCUUAUCUCCAUUGUGGGCAUGACUCUGAGCACAGUGGAGGAGAUGAAAAACAAGACAGGGAAAAUGUGGAUGGAGCAGAUGGAGAUGAUCUGUGCCAUCUUCUUCACCUCUGAAUAUCUCAUGAGGCUCAUAUCCUCCUCCAGCUUCAAGAACUUUCUGCGGGCAGCAUUUAAUGCUAUAGACCUGGUGGCCAUCCUGCCCUUCUACAUCCAGAUCCUCUUUGAAAAUCUGGAUGAUGGAGAAAUGCAAUACCAUGAGGAGCUGCACAAGGUGGAGAAUGUGAGCAAGCUGGGCAAAGUCCUCAAGCUCAUCAAGCUCAUGAGGAUCUUCCGCAUCCUCAAGCUGGCACGUCACUCCACUGGCCUCCGGGCCUUCAGCUUCACCAUGCGCCAGUGCUACCAGCAGGUCUGCUGCCUCCUCCUCUUCAUUGCCAUGGGGGUCUUCACCUUCUCUGCUCUCAUCCACUCGGUGGAACAUGAUGUCCCUGGCACUGACUUCACCAGCAUCCCCUGCGCGUGGUGGUGGGCAGCGGUCAGCCUCUCCACUGUGGGCUACGGAGACACUGUGCCUGACACAAUUCUCGGCAGGAUGGUGGCAUUCAUCUGCAUCUCCUUUGGCAUCAUCCUCAACGGAAUGCCCAUCUCCAUCCUCUACAACAAAUUUUCUGACUACUAUGCCAAGCUGAAGGCCCAUGAGAUGAGCCAGUCACUUCAGCUUUCCAGGAGGAUCCAACUGAAGCAGCGAGUCCUGCGCAAGUUCUCAGAGUGCUGGAGAGCCGACCCCCGCUAUUACCGCUGAGCACAGGCCCCCACCCCAGACAUCCCCUGUCCUGGCCAUCCUCCCUGUAGCUCCUGUCCCCCAGGGAGGCCCCAAGCUGGGGCUCUGCUGCUGCACAGGGGCUGCUCCCAGCUGGGACCUCUCUCACUGCUGCUGCUGGACAAUGCUGUCCUGCAGAGCGGUCAGUCAGGGCUGUUUGUCUGCCCUGGGCUGAGGCAAGGGCACCCUGACAUCACGGGGAGUGAGGAUGGGACUAAAGUGUCACCUGUGUGAGGCAGGUAGCCCAGUGUGACUCAUGUGCAGGUGCUGCUCCAUUCCCUGCUGAGUGGGACACACACAGGCUCCCCCUGCCCAGGGCCCCGGGACUCCCUCCCAGCCAAGAAGCCCAGGCCUGGUCCAGUGUGGACAUUUGAGUGAAAGCCCAGAGGAAAGGCUUGCAGCCAUGCAUCCUUCCAGCCAAAUCUGCUCUUCUUCCCACUGCCCUGGAGUUUGAUUCCUGACUUGGGAUGCUGCUGUGAUGGGACCCACAGGCACUAUAGGCACACAGAGCUUGUAGCCAGAGCACCCCCACGAACAGGAUUUAAUAAACCAGGCCCAAACCUUCAUUG